CAGAGGCUCUCUGAGUGAACGUUGAAAGCUUGAAGGCUGAGGCGGUAUCUUCAUCAGGACCAUGGCAAGCUACGUUGAGGCCAGUCUCGAAUGUCCGGCCUGUUUGGAGCUCUUUAAAGAUCCUGUCAUGCUGCCGUGUACUCACAGCAUCUGCAAAGACUGUCUGCAGAAAUGGCAUGAUCAGAAAAGCGGUUACUCAUGUCCAGUCUGUAGAACAGAGUUUCCGUCCAUGGAUAUGCCUAGGAACUUGGCACUGAGGAACGCGUGUGAGGCUUUUUCACUAGCCUCAACCGAGUCGAAAGACAUCUCCAGCUCCUGCCAAGAGUGUCUGCAGAUAAGGUCGGAGCAGAAAAGCGGUCACUCCUGUCCAGUCUCUAGAAAAGAGUUUUUGUCCAUGGAUAUAGACUUGAACUUCGCACUGAGGAAUGCGAGUGCAGCUUCUUCACAAGCCUCAAUUGAGUCGAAGGACAUCUGCAGCUUGCACAAGAAGAAACUCGAGCACUUCUGUUUGGACCACCAGGAGCUUGUGUGCCUCGACUGCAGAGAUGCAGAAACCCACGAUGGACAUAAGAUCCGUCCCAUUGAUGAAGUUGCAAAAGGUAACAAAGAGAAACUCCAGGAAGACCUGCAGGUUGCAAUGGAAAGUCUGAAAGAUUAUACAGAGAGAAGGGACAACUGCAUUGAACAAUCGGCGUACAUCAAGGUCCAGUGGGAGCAUGUGGAAAGCAAGAUUAAGAAGGACUUUGAGGAGCUUCAUCACUUUCUGCAGGUUGAAGAGGAGGCCAGGUUGUCUGCUCUGAGGGAGGAAGAGAAAAACAAAACUCAGAUGAUAAAGGAGAAAAUUGAAGCUCUCAGCGCAGACAUGGCCGCUCUCUCAGUUACGAUCAGAACCGCAGAGGAGCAGCUGGUGUCUGACAACCUUUCCUUCAUGAAUAACUUCCAGACUUUGAUGACCAGAAUGCAGAAGCUGUCUAAGCCCGAGCAGCUCCCAAGGGGAUUUCUCCUGGAUGAAGCCAAACACGUGGGCAACCUCAAGUUCACCGCAUGGAAACGAAUGAAGGAGAUUGUUUCCUACAGUCCCAUCAUUCUGGACCCUAACACAGCCGGUCGAGGACUUUGUCUGUCUGAAGAUCUGACCAGCGUGAGAACUGGUGACGAACAGCAGCGUCCCCAAAAUCCAGAGAGGUCUUGUACGAACAGUGUUUUCAGUUCUGCUUUGGCCUUGGGGACGAACAUCUGGGAUGUUGAGGUGGGAGACAACACCGACUGGGAGCUGGGGGUGAGGUUUGGUAGAACCUUGUUUUGUAUCGCAUUUCAAAAUGAUAAAUACAGAAUUGUCUCAGAACGAUUAAAAACAUGGUAUCCGUCUGUGAAACUGAAGAGGAUCCGAGUUCACGUGGACACUAACGAAAGGUCACUUUCAUUCACCGAAUCGCUAACAAAUACUUUUCUGCAUCGAGAAAUUCUUCCCAAUUGGACACAUCCAUCCGGCGACAUGGAAAUCGUCCCCUGCUUUUUGACCGAGGAUAAAUAUCCUCUGAAAAUAAUUCCAGUUUCGCCUUGUGUUACGAUUCAAAAUCAGUAAUGAUGUCAGAGAUUUUUUAUUUUGGACUGUACGAUGUUUGCCCAAGACACGACAUUACGAGGCGGGACUGGCAAAAUUAGAAUCGCCCACAUGAGAAUGCUUCUCCGAAGUGUUAACAUUGUGCCGGUGCAGAAGGUGGAAACAUUUUGAGACCUUGUUAGAUAAUUAACGAGCACCGUUAAUAAUUUUUAUUUGUUUGUUAGACUAUUAGAAAGUGUGUGUCGAAAGCAAGCUGAACAAUAUGGUGUGAUUACAUUGUCAAUGUCGUAACUGUUGGCUCACGAAUUUACCAUUUCUCAUUUGGUAAUUUAAAAGAGGAAGUAUGACUCAAUAAAAUGCUACAUGCUUUGUAUUUUUUUUUUUUAAUCACAACGUAGUAAAUAGUUAUGUGUUUACUUUUGAGGAUGAAAAAGCUAGUAGUUAAUUGCAGCACAGCCGAAGGACAGUAUCAAGGACAAGUCAACUUGUCUACCAGCUGAUCGGGUAGAUCGGGUUGUCAGCUGAUCAGUUGACAAAUAGACUUGAUAGUGAAAGAAUAGUAUACGGUUUAUUGCUGGGUCACCAAGGUACAGAGGUUCAGUCAUAAAACUUUAUAACUGCCUUGUGUUUUUUAUCAUAAACUGUGAGAAGUACUUUUGAUUCACGGGAUGCUUUUAUAAUGAUGUACUGAAAGGAAGCAAACCAUUAUUACGAUUACUAAUUUGUAUUCUAUCGGCAUUGAGUGGCAUGUAUCUUUUAUUUGCACCAAUAAAUGUGUACUUUUAGUAUUG
Syngnathus acus (greater pipefish) is the source of this 2355-nucleotide messenger RNA. RefSeq names its product tripartite motif-containing protein 35-like. The transcript has a single exon. Gene Ontology annotation, molecular function: zinc ion binding. The record is from RefSeq and is a predicted model, not a curated record. Bases 62 to 1585 code for a protein of 507 amino acids. NCBI's taxonomy places the organism in Eukaryota, Metazoa, Chordata, Actinopteri, Syngnathiformes, Syngnathidae.